GAGAGAGAGAGACCGGUAGUGACGUCACGUCGCGAGGACCCGGCCCCUGGUACUAGCGGAGUGGCUCGCGAAUGUACAACCGGCCGGACGGACUGAGAAGGUAGACUCUGCUGCCGCCGCCGCCUUUGCUAAACAUUUGCUCUGAAGCCGUGUCCUCGGUGUUCUCGUGUAGUUAGAGACACCUUGACUUCCCGGAAGUGACGCUGCCUUCGUGUCGCGCCUUUGCUGCGCCGGAGGACUCUGCUGCUGCGACACGUUCACCGGCGGCCCGGGGGACAAACGCCGAGGACCUAGGACGCGCGUUCCCCAUGGAGCCCUUUCGCGGUCGAGCUCACGUGAGCUCCCGCACAUGGCUGCUGUGGCUGUGUGUUUACAGCCUUGCGUGUCUGCUGGACACGGUGUCCACCGGCGAGGAUUACUACCAGCUGCUAGGGCUCUCCAAGGACGCGUCCACCAGGGAGAUCCGACAGGCCUUCAAGAAGCUGGCCCUGGUCAUGCACCCUGAUAAGAACCCGAACGAUGAGAGCGCCCACGAGAAGUUCCUGAAGAUUAACCGGGCCUACGAGGUGCUGAAGGACGAGGAGCUGCGCAGGAAGUACGACAAGUACGGCGAGAGGGGGCUCCAGGACAGCCAGCAGGGCGGCCGAUACGAGAGCUGGAACUUCUACCGAUACGACUUUGGGAUCUAUGACGAGGACCUCGAGAUCAUCACGCUGGACUGGGGAGAUUUCGACGCUGCGGUGAACUCUGGGGAGCUGUGGUUUGUCAACUUCUACUUCCCUCGCUGCUCGCACUGCCACGAGCUCGCCCCCACGUGGAGGCAGUUUGCCAAGGAGAUGGACGGCGUGUUCAGAAUCGGAGCCGUGAACUGCGGAGACAACGGACGCCUGUGUCGCAGCAAGGGUGUGAGCAGCUACCCGAGCCUCUACGUGUUCAGGGCUGGAAUGAGCGCUCAGAAGUACUUUGGCGACAGGUCCAAGGAGAGCCUCGUCAGCUUUGCCAUGCAGUUUGUGAGCAGCAAGGUGACGGAGCUGUGGGAAGGCAACAUCCGCACUGAGAUGGACAGAGCAUCUGCGUUGGGCAUCGGCUGGUUGCUGACCUUCUGCACAGACUCGGGAGACUGCCUGGAGUCACAGACGAGGCAAAAGUUGGCUGGGAUGCUGGAGGGCCUGGUGAGCGUCGGCUGGCUGGACUGCUCCGUGCAGGCGGAGCUCUGCGAGCGCCUUCACGUCACGUCUAGCUUCACAGCCUACUCCCCCCCCGGCAGCAGCCUAGAGCAGAGGGACCACAUGCUGCUCAUUCACAGUCUGGAUGUGAAGGAGAUCUACAGUGAAGUGAUACAGUACCUGCCGGACCUGGAGAGCCUGACCCAGGACACAUUCACGGACAAACUGGAGAACCAGCGCUGGCUGGUGAGCUUCACCUUUGGACAGAAAAACCUGGGAUCCAUCGAGUACAGGAAGCUCCAGGUGCUUCUCAAGGAAGCCAGCGUAAAGGUGGGCCAAGUGGAUUGCCUGACAGAAUCCCGGCUCUGUGACGCCUUCUACAUCCAGAAGCCGAGCAUCGCUGUCUUCAAGGACACUGGGGUCAAUGACUUUGAGGUGUACCACGGGAAGGAACUCUUAUACAACGUUGUGGGCUUUGCCAAGGACAGCGCCAAUGCGCACGUCACCACGCUGCUGCCCAGGAACUUCCCCCGGAAUGAGAAGGAACCCUGGCUAGUGGACUUUUUCGCACCCUGGUGUCCUCCUUGUCGAGCCCUGCUGCCGGAGCUGAGGAAAGCCUCUGUCCAGCUCUUUGGUCAGUUGAAGUUCGGAACCCUCGACUGCACUAUUCACGAGGGCCUCUGCCGCACGUAUAACAUCCAGGCGUACCCGACAACUGUAAUCUUCAACCGCUCCAGCAUCCACGAGUAUGAGGGCCACCACACGGCGGAUGGCAUCCUGCAGUUCAUCGAGGACCUGGUCAACCCGGUAGUGGUUCCUCUCACCCCGGACAACUUCGAUGAGCUGGUGAGGCAGCGCAGGCCCAACGAGACAUGGACGGUGGACUUCUACGCUCCGUGGUGCGGACCGUGCCAGGCACUGCUGCCAGAGUGGCGGAGGAUGGCCCGGAUGGUGAACGGCAUCGUGAAGGUGGGCACUGUGGACUGCCAGAAGUACCACUGGUUCUGCCAGCAGGAGAGUGUGAGAGCGUAUCCCGAGAUCCGCCUGUUCCCCCAGGACUCACGGAGCCGCAACCACUACGAGAGCUACAAUGGGUGGCACCGGGAUGCCCACUCCCUGCGCGCCUGGGCUCUCGGGUCCCUGCCCAGGGUGUCUGUGGACCUCAACCCCGAGGAUUUCAAGCAGAUGGUGCUGCGGGGACGCGACCACUGGGUGCUGGACUUCUAUGCCCCCUGGUGUGGGCCGUGCCAGCACUUCGCCCCCGAGUUUGAGCUGCUCGCCCGAGUGCUCCAGGGGACGGUGAGGGCAGGGAAGCUGGACUGUCAGGCUCAUGGGGAGACAUGCCAGAGCGUGGGCAUCAGGGCGUACCCCACGGUGCGCUUCUACCCCUAUCUGGGGUCAAACAAGCGAGACCAGGGGGGGGAGUACAUCAACAGCAGAGAUGCCAACACGAUCGUGGCCAUCGUCCGCCAGCGGCUGCACACGCUCGUGCCACAGCUGCGGGGCCACAGCGGCCCCCCUAAGGAGGAGCUGUAGUCGGAAUCAUCGCUCGCUCAGGACGCCGAGGGGCCACAGAUGAGUGUUGGAUUCAAGGACAGAACCAGAGACUCUUCACUGAGCGGUGCUACUGUCCUGGGAUGUUGGAGAGGCCCUACUGGCAGGGUGAUGCUGUCUCUCACGGACCCUCGGACUGCACACUCCACACGCUGCUCUCGGACCUUUGACAGACGCUUUCUUGCAGCGAGCGAGUGGUGUGCGCCUGUGUGCACGGGGGUAGGGGGUAGGGGGCAGGGAGCAGGGGUGUCUGCGGUGCAGCUCACUUAUCGUGCCCCUAUUGUCACAUUUACCUGUCUGGAAGGGUGUCUCUUUGCCCCUGAGGUUUGAGGUGUGUUCUGCUCGCUGUUGUUUACAGAGGAAGUACUCACCACUGUUACUGAUGUCGUCAAACCCUCGUCCUGGGUUUCCCCGACCCCUCAUCUCACUGCAUUCUUCUGAAGUGUCCUUCUGUACAGUGGAACAAACACCCUGCCUACAUCCCACUGUCAUUGAAUAAACUUUUUUUUUUUUUUUUUUUAUAAACUACAUCUGUCACUGAUCUCUUACAUGGGGGGAGAAACG
This is a messenger RNA of Scleropages formosus (Asian bonytongue), 3284 nucleotides long. Its product is annotated as dnaJ homolog subfamily C member 10-like. The record is from RefSeq and is a predicted model, not a curated record. Lineage: Eukaryota; Metazoa; Chordata; Actinopteri; Osteoglossiformes; Osteoglossidae. Gene Ontology annotation, biological process: IRE1-mediated unfolded protein response. Gene Ontology annotation, molecular function: oxidoreductase activity, acting on a sulfur group of donors, disulfide as acceptor; misfolded protein binding; protein-disulfide reductase activity. Bases 309 to 2702 code for a protein of 797 amino acids. Gene Ontology annotation, cellular component: endoplasmic reticulum lumen. The transcript has 23 exons.